UAAUAGAAUCCAUUGAUGCUGAUUUCUUUGAAACGCGAUUUCCAUUUAAAACGAGAAAUAGUGGGGGGUAAUGUACUACCUGCUAUAAGAGAUAACGGAACUAGUGGGGUGCUGGAUCUAAGAAUGAACUCAGAAGAAGUAAAAGAGCUGGAAUCUCCAAAGAUUUUGGUGAUGACAUUACUAUAGUAUACACCCUCGAAGAUCCCAAAAGUUUGCAGGAAGCAUUAACUUCCAUAGAUGGAGAUUUUUGGAAUGAGGCCAUUAUAGAUGAAAUGGAAUCGUUGGAAGCUAAUAAGACUUGGCAUCUAACAGACUUACCUCCUGGCUGCAAAGUCUUAGGUAAUAAAUGGGUUCUAAAAACGAAAAGGAAACAUGAUGGUGCAAUCAAAAGGUUCCGAGCUCGCCUAGUAGUGAAGGGCUACAGACAGAGAGAGAAUAUAGAUUUCUUCGAUACCUAUUCACCAGUAUCUAGAAUAACAUCCAUUCGUGUAAUGAUUGCUCUUGCUGCCUUGAACAAUCUCGUGGUACACCAAAUGGAUGUUAAAACUGCUUUUUUGGAUGGUGAUAUGGAUGAAGAAAUCUAUAUGGAACAACCAGAAUGGUUUGUUAUCCCUGAACAUGCCUCGAAGUAUGUAAGUUAGACAAAUCAUUAUAUGGUUUGAAAUAGGCUCCAAAACCGUGGCAUGAGAAGUUUGAUACUCUCGUUCUCUCACAUGGCUUUAAGGUGAAUGAAAGUGAUAAAUGUAUUUACUGCGAGUUAGAGAAUAAUACUUGCACUAUCAUAUGUUUGUAUGUAGAUGACAUGUUGAUAUUUGGUACAAAUAUCCACGUGGUCAACGAAGCAAAAGCCAUGUUGAAAGAGAGCUUUGAGGUGAAAGAUCUAGGAGAAGCAAAGUUUAUGCUUGGAAUCCAGAUAACUAGAACAACAAAUGGUUAUUAUCUACAUCAAUCGAGCUACAUAGAGAAGAUCUUGAAGAAAUAUAACUAUUUCGACUAUAAACCUGCGUGUACUCUGUAUGAUGCUAGUGUAAAGCUACUUAAGAACACUGGGGACAGUGUAAGACAAUCAGAAUAUGCUAGCAUCAUUGGCAGUCUCCGUUAUGUUGCAGAUUACACUCGACCGGACAUUGCAUAUGUCAACGGAUUGCUUGGCAUGUUUAACAGCUGUCCUAGUAGAGAGCAUUGGAAUACUAUAGAGAGGGUCAUGAGAUACCUUAAGAGAACAGCAAACCUUGGUAUUCACUAUCAAAGGUUCACUGCUGUACUAGAAGGGUAUAGUGAUGUGGAUUGGAAUACCCUAUCAGAUGACUCCAAGACAACCAGCGGGUAUAUUUUUAACAUCGUUCGUGGAGCUGUGUCUUGGAAGUCUAAGAAACAAACAAUCCUAGUUCAAUCAACUAUGAAAUCAGAGAUGAUAGCACUAGCAACGGCUAGUGAAGAAGCGAGUUGGUUGAGAGGAUUGUUGUCAGAGAUUCCCCUAUGGGAAAGGCCGGUCCCUCUGGUAUUGAUCCAUUGUGAUAGUACCGCAGCUAUCGCUAAAGUUGAGAACCGGUUCUAUAAUGGAAAGAAACGACAGAUUCGUCGUGAGCACAGUACUGUAAGAGAACUCCUAAUGAUAGGAGUAGUGAGGGUGGAUCAUAUAAGAUCCGAACAGAAUCUAGCUGAUCCUUUUACGAAAGGAUUACCUAGAAAGAAAGUCCAGAAUACCGCCAAGGGUAUGGGACUUAUGCAUACCGAACCACAGACUACAAGUGAUGGUAACCCAACCCAAUAGACUGGAGAUCCCAAGAAAUGGGUUCAAUGGGUAAUAACAAGUCAUGAGUAGUAUGCGAAAAGUUCAUGCAUAGUAAAGCAUGAAUCCCAAAGCAAUGGAGGUUGAGUUAACAACUUUUAGUGAGAUGUAUACCCUAUGUAGGGUGAAGUACUUUACUUUAGGGGUACUUCUGAUAGACUCACCUAUGUGAAUGUGGGAGUGGGGCCACUCCCAAUGGAACUUUGGAGGCACAAAGUUGCUAGAGCAUUCACUAAACCAGGAUAACGUGCAUGGCCAUAUACGCAUGGGCUAAGAAGAGAACAUAACUCAAUGAAAAGAUACGAUGUGCUACACUGUCUGAGAUAGACUUCAAGGCUACGAGUCAUCCUUAUGAAAUCGGAAGUGUAACCACUACGCUAAGGUUCAAAUAUUCGCGAUACCUUAGCUUAUGCCCGAUCUUAUAGAACUGUUUGUGCUCAGAGAUAGUUUCAAAACUAUUCAAGUGGGGGAUUGUUGGAAAUGAAUGAAAAAUGAAUAGCUUUGAAAACUAUAAGUCUCAAAGGAAAAACUACCACAUUGGUAGUUUUACUCUUAUGAUAUGUGUAUAAGAAUAGGAUCAUUUCCCCUAAGGGAAUUCCCCUUGGGUGACCCACUUUUGUGGGAGAGGGAGGACCUAAUGGACCAUCUCACACACACGCCCGCUCGCGCCGUCUGGCCGGUGGUUCGGUCGGUUGGGUGGGUGUUGAUUGAGACAAAUAUUUUUUUAUAGAAAUUCUGAAAUUAAUUAUUUAAAAGGAAUAUUCGAGGGAUUAUAGACGCGUUUUAAUUAAGAAAGUAAUUAUUUUCCUUAAUUAAUCCGACUUAUUUCUCAAGUAAGAGGGUAUAUUCCUAGGGGUUCGGCUCCUAUAAAUAGCUGCCUCCCCAGCCCUCUAAACACACCACAAUACAAGAAGAAACACAAUAGAGAGAGUGUUCAUAGAGCUCUGGUUUUUGCACAAAACCGCCGAGCAUACGAGAGGAGCUGUUUUAUCCUGGAGACGACCGGUUGAUAGUCUGUCGUGCGCAUCGAGGGCAGUGCUGCAAACGUCUUAAAGAAAGCGACCUAGUCCACGACUCAGCUCCAGAUUCAGUAACCCCGUUCCUUGUUGUUGUUCCAUUCCUAAUAAUUAUCACUCUAAUCCGGCCUACUUCCGAUUUUUCAUUUAAGAAUGGUUCCAAUUAAUUGUAAUUGACCAUAUGAUUCGGGCCUAAUUGUACAUGUUUUGCCCCCGUUUUACUUAGGUGUUUGUGCCAAAUUCACUCCUAUAAGGUUGGUUUUACACUAGGUUCCUCGUGUUAGAGUGUGUUUCAGGAUUUAACAGGUGAAACCAUCCUCGAAGUCGAAAGUUGGGCGAAAAGGAUUGAAAACCGGGAGACGAGGUGAAAAAGGGCCAAUUCACGGCUAACCAAGGAAGUUCACGGUCUUGCAUAACCGUGAAGAAGAGCCCCUGAUCGUGAAUCGCGAGGCGUCCAGAGCCAACAUGGAGGUUACUGACGCAAGGUGAGUUUACGGUCACUAAGACCGUGAACUAAGGUUGUUGACCGUGAACAGAAGAGAUCGACGCGGUGCGUUUUGGCGCACGCCUGCAGUUCACGGAAGCGUUUCUUGGUUCACGGCCGUCAACUCAGCUCGUCUCUGGUUUAAAAGAUGAGCUGAAAGGAGGAGAGAGGGGAGAGCCCAUUUUGUGUGAUAAGCCUACUUCAGCAUUCUAGAGAGAUAAACACAAACCAAAGGGAGAAGAAGGCUAGGGUUUUGCUUCAAGGCAGAUUCUGUGAAGAUUUCCUCCAAGGAAAGCUCAACUCAAGGGCCAAGAAGACUGGGAGCAUCUUCCAAGAUGGUUUCCACCUCUUUCCCUUUUGUUUUUCCCACUUCUAGCAUGGAGUAUACCUCAUUUCACUUGGGUGUUGUGAAACCCUAACUCUACCAUGUAGUUUUCAUUUAUGUGUAUUGGAUGGUUGUAAUUGAGUAUUGUUCCAUUCAAUGAUUGAGGCAUUAUUUAUCAUGAUUGUGCAUGCUUGUGCUUAGCAACUUGGGGGUUGUGCAUGAUUGUGCUUAGCACCCUUAGGUUUGUGCAUGUUGGUGCUAGCAAUCUAAUUAGCCACCUAAGCCUAGCUUAGAGAGGAAAAUCCCCCUUUCCAGGGAGUCUCAAUCGAGUUGGUUUUCCUUCCGCUUUCUAAGCCACCUAAACUAGGUUAAGUUAGGGCAACCCUCAAAAUCGAGUUAAGCAAAUCGGUUCAUCGCGAUUAAACCAUCCGACCUUAGAGUUGAGUGAGGGAGUAAGUCAACUACCGAUUGUGUAAACCGAGAGGGUUGAGUGACAAGGCCUUUCAUGAUUACCUCGGUUUAGCAAUUGAGAUUGUGGUCUCCGACUAUAUAUGCAUCCCUCUGCAGUCUGGGGUGACCAUGCCCAAAGCAAUCGUUCCAAUUCGCAUAGCAUGGUAGCAGUUAGGGGGAAGCAACACCCGAGUGAUGCUUCCACAAAAGAGUUUUCAAAAUCAAUUACCUUUGAUUUCUUUUAUUUCAAUUAGCAAACCUUUAAACCAAAAAUUUGUUGCUAGAUAAUGAUUUCAACAACUGAAUAGGGGUAGACGGACCAUCCCGGGUCGAUAUCUAAAUACUUGCCCUAUACUGUACCCGACUAAAGUUUAAAAACUUGGGCUCUAGUUGGGAUUUUAUUGUGGUGUAGUUUCGUGGGAUUCACCAUAUUCAUAUGUAAUGAGGGUUAUAUAAUUGUAAUUGACCAUAUGUAAGUAGGGUUAAUUACAAUAUAAGUAACGUGCUAGGGUUGUCUGUCCUCCACGGUAUAUAUGGUGAUGUGUAGAGCUAAAGAAGGUAGCAUGGAUGUUAACGGGACGGUUCGUGAUGGACAGUGCAUAUAUGUUAUUUUAUUUUAAUUAAUUUGGAUUUUUAUUCAUAUCUAAACUCGUACAAGAUUCUUGUAGUAAAUCUAAACCAUGCUCAUGUUACGAACAAGUCUUGGCCUAGUGCUAAUACCGAGGGCUGCAAAUGAGGCGAGCGGCUCGGUGCUCGACUCUGGAAAAGCUCGUUCGAGACUCAACUCGUUUAUUAACUAGCCGAGCAUGAGCUAAGCCUUGUUCAGCUCGUGAAGCUCACGAGCUAGCUCGACUCGGUGACUUGUUGAGUGAUAAUGAUGUAUUUGCACAUGUUUGCACCCUUAGUUCGUAUCCGUUUGCGGCUCAUAGUCGUGCAUCUUUGUCCUAUUUUACGCUGGGUUGUGCUACUUUGUCACAUUUCAGGUCCCAGACGUCGAAGGGAAGGCUAGGCACGAGUUUCGGGGCUUUUGGAGGUCAUUUGGUCGAGCUGGGGUCAAAACACGGGCAGAAGGCCUGAAGAGCACGGCUGUGUACAUAAAUGAGCACGCUAGUGUUUUUUAGUGCGAGAGUUGAAUCGAUGAAGAAGCAAAAUACGGGAUGCACUAAAGAAAAACACGGUCGUGGCUCAGACCGUGCUUUUUAUGCCGAGAGUGUGUUUUUGGAGGCUCCUGAGAAGUCCAAACACGGGCACCACUAGAGUAAAACACGGUCGUGUCAAUUAGUGGGCAUGACCGUGUUUUAGGCUGACGCGAGCGUGUUUUCAACACGUGGCGAGAACACGGACGGGAAAAGAAAAACAUGAUCGUGUCCUCGACCGUGUUUUUCCCAGAAUCGGGCUUUUGAGGAAGAUUCAAGCCAAAGGAAAGGGAAUCGAGUUUUGAGCAAAAAACCGACCUUUAGAGAGAGAAAGUGCGAAGAACAAACCCUAAGAGCUGUUUGGAGUGGAUUUCUCACCAUUGAAGCCCAUAUUGCAUCCCAGGAGUGAAGAUCGAAAUCCCAAAGGAGAUUAUCCCCAUCUUUAUGAGUAUGACUGCUCUGAUUUAUGUUUUCCACUCUCUCUCUCUAUGGAGUAGAACCCUCUCUCACUUGGGUAUGAAGAACCCUAGUUCCAUGUGUUAGGAAUCUUGGUUGUAAUGACUUUGGAUUGAUAUACUGAUUGAUUUUAAUCGAUUGAUGCAUGAUUCAUUGAAUCAAUUGAAGCCUGGUCAUCUUUUCUUGAUUUUUGCUGCAACCUGAGAUAGAUAGAAUCUAAUUAGGUUGUUAGAGCUACAUCAAUCGGUAGUAGUAGAUUGGUUAUACGAGAGUUAAUUGAUUUACUGCUUUGUACUGGAAUCCAAUUCUAGUAGUGGAGUUCUGUGUUUAUUGCCUCAGCAGUCUAUCCCGGUGAAGGCUAGUCGCCUGCCGGUUAGUCUGUCUGAGAGGGCUUGGUCAGCUUAAGAGAUUCCAAGCUACUGUCGGAUCUUCCACAGUCUAAUCAACGGUAAAUCAACCAAAGGUAAUUACAACUUUGACCUAAUUAAGGAGCUAGGGGGACUCAUUCCCGAUUGACUCUUCCCUUGCUAAAGAACUUCGAACCAUUUCCUGCUUUCUUACUGCUUUUGCUUUAAUCACAAUCACUCGACUUAGUUUGCUAGAUAAUAGAUAGUCACGGAGUAAGCAGUAGAUCUGGACCCCGGGUUGACAAAUAGAGUUUGCCACUAGUCUGCAUUUUCGGACUGCGAUUACACUUGGUCGCAGUUUGGUGUUGUGUUUUAGCGUGUCAUUGAGCUAAACUCGUGAGCUAGCUCGUUUAGAGCUUAUGAGAUGUCUUGCAAUGUGGCUAGAGAGCCAACUUGGUUACCGACUUAUGGGCGAAUUGAUCUCUAUCUUAUGAGUCCAGUUCAUAUGAUUGUUAAAUUAUAAAUCUCACCCUAUAUG
Molecule: messenger RNA, 6544 nt
Organism: Linum trigynum
Lineage: Eukaryota; Viridiplantae; Streptophyta; Magnoliopsida; Malpighiales; Linaceae
Source: the annotation of a GenBank genome assembly